Symbiodinium necroappetens is the source of this 1318-nucleotide messenger RNA. The record is from the annotation of a GenBank genome assembly. NCBI's taxonomy places the organism in Eukaryota, Dinophyceae, Suessiales, Symbiodiniaceae.
GAUCAACCGGCUUGAGAACGAUCUCUCCCUCAAGCAGGGCGCAGGGACGGUAGAGGAGCUGCAGAAGGACUUGCAGCAAGCCGUGACUGCAGGUGACAAGCCUAAAGUCGGCGAGAUCCUGGAGGCACUACUAGGAAUGUUCAAGGAGAGCAAGGUGACCUAUGAUGCUGUCAAGACCUGCAAAGUUGGAAAAGACGUGGGCAAUGCAAUGAAGAUGGGAGAUCCUGACAUUGCCGCCCUUGGUCGAAAGGCUGUCGGCGAGAUCCAGGCAGUGGCAUGGCUUUUUGCCGAGAAAACCACGCUCCCGGAGCCUGGCAUAUCCGCCCGCCGCACCUCGAACUUCGGAGCUCGCGCCUUUCUCAGCUGGGUCGUAGUGGCGUCUCUGUUCGAACUUCUCGAGAUUCAGGGCGAUCUGCUGGGAGUCGGUACGUUGACUCCUGUGGCCAUGGAGAAGACUCACCUAGAGCCAGCAGAGCUUCAAGGGGUGCAAGGCCCUCCAGGUCCAUCAGACACUCCCAGGGCAAGUCGGAUCACGAAAGAUUCAUGGGGUCUGGCAUCACUGGAUCCAAGCACUUGGCCGGUGUUCAAGGAUGGCUUUGGCUCCUGCAACAGCCUGACCAUUGCGCCCGUACCUGAAGGCGACCCUGUAUCAGAGGGACAGCCGAUGGAGUCUCUUGACGAAGCUCUUGCCACAGCCCGUCACGAGAACGAGUCUUUGCGCCAACUCUGCUACGAUUUGGUAAGCUUGGCGCAGGAGAAGGACUUCCCUGAGGUGCCGAUUAGCCAUGAGGUGCUGCUUGCGGAGGCGCGGAAGAGCUUGCUGGCUGUUAGCCAGCAAAUGCUCCAAGCUGCCACAGAGCACGAUGCCACGCCUGCGGGGGGGAAUGCGCAGUUAUCUCCAUGUGAUGCGCCAGCGCCCGCAAAACCCAAGUCCAGCUCGAGGUGGAUGCCUUUGUCUUCACCCUCUGAGCCUGCUCGCAACAUGAACGAUACUUGCAUGUCGGCGAGUACAGCAUGUACGCCCACAGAGACCUGCCAAAGCAUCAAGACCGUGACCAGCAGCCCGGUCUCGAGAGUCGUAAGCUUGGAUGGUCGGGCUCAGAGCCCCGUGGCGACAUCUCCGACAGCCUGGUCUCCAUCCUGUCCUGUGUCUCCGAUGUGGAGCCCUGCCGUGCGGACGCGGGUCACACGAUUUGCUUCUGAUGGAACCUGCAGCCCGGUUCUGGCUACCCGAGCCACGAUGCCUGUGAUGCCGAUUCCGGGCAUCGCCUUGUCGCCGUCAUGUCCGGCCGCCGACUCGGAAUUGUGGUUCCUCUAG